CGUUGGUCUAACACUGGACCACCACACAGUGCCUCUGGGGAAUCUGCAUGGCAUAGGGAAACUGCUUACCGCAGGGAUGGAAGUCGAGAAGAGCAUGAGGAUGAGAGCCCUAUUUGCUGUGAAGGAGCUGGUAGCUGGGAUCACUACAGGGGGGUAGGAGGAUAUGGUACAUCGGGCCAGUGCUCUACAGAAGGCUCAGAACAUCUCUCUCUUCAUUCUGGGAAACAUUACAACUCACCUGCCAGCAGUUCUAGCAGGGAAGAGUGGCAGAAACGGAGUAGAAGGUCACAAACCAAAUCUGGGAUUACUGUUCCAACAAAUACUGACCUUGAAAAGCCCACUGUGGGAUAUGAAUGUGCUGCUGAUUUUUCCUACCCUCAAAGUUCUGGUUACCAUUCAGUUGAUGGCCAUGAUGGAGAAGCAGAGGAAUUUGACUAUGGGCAAUCAAAUGAACUGAGCUAUAUGACAGAUUGUAAUGUGGAUAGUUAUCAGGAAACUUAUUCAGCCUACGAAGACUCUUCAGUAGUGAGAUGGACUCAGGCAUCCUUAUGUACCACUGUAGCUGAUGUGGAUAGGGCAUUCGUCCAAGAUACUGGAGCCACCAACCAAAGCUUAGAAAACCGGCUCCCUCACUCUGGCAGUGCAGAUGUCCAAGCUGGUGGUUUCAAUGUCAAGCGCAUAGGCCGAGCUGUACUUGAUUUCAGCUCUGCCUUGCGGGGAGCAUUGCGCAAAGUUGAAGUACCUGGAGCCCAGAAUCCUGGAGAGGAAGCAGACGUUGAAAUACCAAUGCCAUCUGACCUGCCUACAGCCGAACUGUCUUCAAAACCUCUAUGCUAUGAAACACAAUUUGAACAAACAUGUAAUGAAACCCUGAAAGGUGAAGUGGCUUAUAAUAGUAUUGCUGUUGGGGAAUUGAGCAAAUACAACACUCUAGACAAGUCAGAUCGUUUAUCUGUGGAGCCUAUGCUUGAAGAAGCCAACAACAGCCUUACAUUGGAGUAUAGAGACACCUGCCAACACCCUCCUUGUUUGGAAAAGAUCCCCCCAUUCCCAGAAGAAGUUUCAGUCUGCCCUGACCCAUUUUCCAGUAGCACUUCAGUAUUGCCUCCACCUUAUGGCCUUACAGAACAACCUGCAGAAGGUCCUGCAGAUCUGACCGUUAAAACCCAGCUUUCGCAAUGCACCACUGCAGAAUCCCUUUCGGCUGAUGAACUUGCAGCACUGGGGGAGCAGGGAGAAACUGAAGUACCACUGCCACAGCAUCUGGCAACAGACACUGUGCCCUCAGAAGGCAAAGUAAAAGGAAAUGCAGCAGAGCCACCCUUAGAGAUAAGCCAGAUGGAUGAACGCAGGCUAAAGUGCCUGAGGACCUUCCAGCAGAUUAUGCGGGAGAAGAGGGAGACCCGACGCAACCUCACCAGUAUGACUAUGUCCACCUUCUCUCAGGAUGACGACGAACCAGAUGGAAGUCAAGAUGGAGAUCAGAUCCGAGAUCAAGAUGCUGACCCGAGCAAGCACCCAUGGGCCAAGCCAGGGGGAAACACACCGUUUGGCAUUGACAGCAUGCCAGACCUCCGCAAGAGGAGGCCCAUUCCCCUUGUUAGUGAACUGGCUAUGUCUAUGAUACAGUCCAGGAAAGCUGGACUCGCCCACACACUGGCCACACGGACGUCCUUGAAAGACGAAGAGCUUAAAAACCAUGUGUACAAGAAGACCCUGCAGUCUCUGAUCUACCCCAUCUCUUGCACCACGCCACACAAUUUUGAGGUCUGGACGGCCACUACGCCCACCUACUGCUACGAGUGCGAGGGUCUGCUGUGGGGCAUUGCCCGGCAGGGUAUGCGCUGUGCGGAGUGCGGGGUCAAAGUGCACGAGAAGUGCCAAGAGCUGCUGAACGCCGACUGCCUGCAGAGGGCGGCCGAGAAGAGCUCCAAGACCGGGGCGGAGGACCGGACGCAGCACAUCAUCAUGGCUAUGAAGGACAGGAUGAAGAUUCGUGAGAGGAACAAGCCGGAGAUCUUUGACGAGAUCCAGAAGGUGUUCAACAUCACCAAGACAAUCCACGUCCAGCACAUGAAGAGCAUCAAGCAGAGCGUCCUGGACGGCACCUCCAAAUGGUCGGCCAAGAUCUCCAUCAACAUCGUCAGUGCGCAGGGUCUCCAGGCCAAGGACAGAACGGGCUCCAGUGACCCGUAUGUCACCAUCCAAGUAGGAAAGACCAAGAAGAGAACAAAGACCAUCUACGGCAACCUGAACCCAGUCUGGGAGGAAAAAUACAGCUUCGAGUGCCAUAACUCAUCGGAUCGUAUCAAGCUGCGGGUUUGGGACGAAGACGAUGACAUUAAGUCGCGAGUAAAGCAGCGUCUGAAGAGGGAGUCUGACGACUUCUUGGGUCAGAGCAUCAUCGAGGUCCGAACUCUGAGCGGGGAGAUGGACGUCUGGUACAACCUGGAAAAGAGAACAGACAAGUCGGCGGUGUCUGGUGCUAUUCGUCUUCAGAUCAGUGUGGAGAUCGAGGGAGAGGAGAAGGUGGCACCCUACCACGUGCAGUACACGUGCCUUCAUGAGAACAUGUUCCACUUCUCGACGGACAUAGAGGGAGGCGGCGUCGUGAAGAUCCCCGCGGCUCACGGAGACGAUGCCUGGAAGGUUUACUAUGAUGAGUUGCAGCAGGACAUCGUGGACGAGUUCGCCAUGCGCUAUGGCAUCGAAUCCAUAUACCAGGCCAUGACCCAUUUCUCUUGCCUGUCCUCUAAGUACAUGCUGUCAGGGGUGCCGGCAGUGAUGAGCACUCUGCUGGCCAACAUCAAUGCCUUCUACGCCCACCCAACCGCCUCCACCAACGUCUCUGCUCCGGCCAGAUUUGCAGCCUCCAACUUCGGGAGAGAUCGUUUUGUGAAGCUCCUGGACCAGCUGCACAACUCCCUCCGUAUCGACCUCUCCAUGUACAGAAACAACUUCCCAGCCAGCAGCAAGCCUCGCCUCAGUGACCUCAAGUCAACAGUGGAUCUUCUCACCAGCAUCACCUUCUUCAGGAUGAAGGUCUUGGAGCUGCAGAGUCCUCCCAGGGCCGCCAACGUGGUGCGGGACUGCGUUAAGGCCUGCCUGAACUCCACCUACGAGUACAUCUUUAACAACUGUAUGGAGCUCUUCAACCGCCAGUUCCAGCCCGCCGUGCAACCACCUGAGCCAGAGAAGAAAAAGAAGAAGAAGAAGGAAAAGGUGGAAGGAGAGGAGGAGGAAGGUGAUGAAGAGGAAGAAGAGGAGGAGGAGGAAGAGGAGGAGAAGAAAGAGGAGAACCAGCAGGAGGAGCAGGGCCCGAGCAUCCAGAAUCUGGAGUUUUGGCCUAAACUCAUCACGCUCAUCGUCUCCAUCAUUGAGGAGGACAAGAACUCCUACACACCCAUCAUUAACCAGUUUCCUCAGGAACUCGAUGUGGGUAAAGUCAGCACGGAGGUCAUUUGGCGGCUGUUUGCUCAGGACAUGAAAUAUGCCCUGGAGGAACACGAGAAGCAUCGACUCUGUAAGACUGCUGACUACAUGAACCUGCACUUCAAGGUCAAGUGGCUUUACAACGAGUAUGUUAAGGACCUGCCCGCCUUCACAGACACUGUGCCUGAGUACCCUGCGUGGUUCCUCCAGUUUGUCCUGGCCUGGCUGUCUGAGAACGAGGAAGUGUCGAUGGAGUUCAUGCACGGGGCGCUGGAGAGAGACAAGAGAGAAGGGUUCCAGCAGACGUCUGAACACGCUCUGUUCUCCUGCUCGGUGGUGGACAUCUUCACUCAGCUCAACCAGAGCUUUGAGAUCAUCAAGAAGCUGGACUGCCCUGACCCCACUGUGGUGGCUCAUUAUAACCGACGCUUCGCCAAGACGAUCACCAAAGUGCUGCUGCAGUACUGUGCCCUGCUGGCCAAGAGCUUUCCCUCCUACUGUGAGAAGGAGAAGAUACCCUGUGUGCUGAUGAACAACAUCCAGCAGAUGAGGGUCCUGUUGGAGAAGAUGUUCGAGUCAAUGGGAGCAAAACAGGCUGAAAAGAAAGACAAAGAGAAGCAGGAGGAGACUAGGAGCAAACAGUCGAAGGAGGAAGUAAACCAGACUGAAGCCACAGCUGCCACAAAGAAGCUGGAUACAGAGGCAGCUGACAUCCUUAAUGACCUGCAGGUGAAGCUCAACAGCUUCCUGGACAACUUUAGCAUGGUGUUUGCCAAGAGUUUCCAGACUCGUAUUAACGGCUGCAUGCGUCAGAUGGCUGAGAUCCUCUACCAGAUCAAAGGCCCGCCCAACCACAACACUGCAGAAGCAGACGCUGACAACAUGCUGAGGCCCCUCAUGGAGUUCCUGGAUGGGAAUCUGAGCAUCUUUGCUGACGUCUGUGAGAAGACGGUGCUGAAGAGGAUCCUGAAGGAUCUGUGGAAGAUCGUCCUGAGCAGCCUGGAGAAGAGCAUCGUCCUGCCACAGAGCAACGACAGCCUGGGCGCCCAGCUCCUCACAGCAGCUAAAGGACUGUCUAAUCUCAAGGGAGGUGGUGAAGCCAAAACCUUGACGCCCAAACAAUGUAUAAUUAUGGAUGCAGGGCUGGAGACGAUCAAACAAUACUUCCAUGCAGGAGGAAACGGGCUGAAGAAGGCAUUUGUCGAGAAAAGUCCUGAACUUGCUUCCCUGCGUUACACCCUUUCACUCUACUCCCAGAGCACCGAUGCUCUCAUCAAGACUUUUGUCACCACACAGCACUCCCAAGUGCAUGAUGGAAUGGGCGUCAGAAUCACUGGCAAUGAGAAGAUUCGACCUGAUAGGGGAUCGGGGAUAGAGAAGCCUAUCGGAGAGGCCGUUCUGCAGAUCGACAUGAUGCUCGGGAAGGAACGCAAAGUCAUUGUCAGAGUCAUCGCAGUGAACGACAUGAAGUGGCAGACAUCGGGGAUGUUCCGGCCUUUCGUUGACAUCUCGAUGGUUGGUCCCUUCCUGGCUGACAAGAAGCGCAAGUUCACCACAAAAUCUAAGAACAACAGCUGGUCUGCGAAGUUCAACGAGGCUUUCCAGUUUGUCCUGGGUAAGGAAUCCCCAGACUGCUAUGAGCUCCAGGUGACGGUGAAGGAUUACUGUUUCGGCCGUGCGGACCGGGUGGUGGGCAUGGCGAUGAUUCAGCUGCGUGACGUCGCUGAUCGCAAAAGCUGCGUGUGCUGGUGUCCGCUUGGGCCACGCAUUCAAACAGACGAGACGGGAUUGACGGUGAUGCGCAUCCUUUCUCAGCGGCCUGCUGACGAGGUGGCCAAGGAGUUUGUCAAGAUGAAAUCUGAAACUCGUCCUGUGGAGGAAGGAAGAUGAGCAGAGACCGUGACUCAAGCUCAAAGAAAUGAUGAAAAUGUGAAACUGACAUGGAUCAGGCUCAGGGUUUAGAGUCAGGGUGACUAUUAAAACCUCUGAUGUGGAGGAGAUCCUUCAAAAGACACAGUAGACACAGCUAUUUGUCAUAGCUAUAGUAACGAAGAAGUGUAUUUAAGUCAAUGGGCACAUUUUGGGAAGGAGAUGAUCUCUCAAAAUGUUGAAAAAGAAGAACAUUAUCAGCACCAAUCUUCUAAUUCUGAUGUUUAUCCGAGGCAAACUAAAUCUGUCACCUGUUGGCCGUCAGAGCUGCUAAUCCACAGCUUCUUACCAAACAACAUACAUUCACUGGAAUGAAUGGACUUGUGUCUCUGUCUACCAGACAGUAUGAAAAUAUGUGAAAAGGCAUUUAGUUUUAAAACUGAAUGGACCUGACUGACUGUUUAAUGACCAAAAACAAUUUAUGAGAUGAGAGAAGAGUAAAUUGGAUGAAGUAAUCCCAUAUUCUUGAACUGUUUGAGCCUUUGGGCCUUUUGACAGCCAACAGACAUCUUGUGACAUCGGCACCACUACUGACUCUGGUAAUCCAACACAUUAAAAUGAACAAAUGUCAUACUUAACAUGAGGUAAAGUUUAUAAGAAACAUUUAAGCAGGUAACCUAUAGCGACUUUUUCAAAAAUCAUAUUUCGGAAAUUGAGCGAAAGAACUAAAAUAAAAGAGCAUAUGGUUCUUUUCAAAACGGAUCACGCGUUACUCGUUUCUGAUGAAAGAAAGUGCAGCACACAUCUGCCGCAUCACGUGUCACAUCCUCUGAUUCACGCCAAUGGACACCAGUAGCACCAGAUGCAUCUUACAGGAAAAAAAGUAGUCAGGAUACGUAUGUCAAUCAAUAGGGUGAAUGUAAUCAAAUUGCAGCGUUUCUGGAGAAUUGACGCAUGUCUACGCUGGAAAAUACUGUAGGACAGGCAUAUUUUUGAUGAAUUCGAAGCAAGAAGUAUGUUAAGAUGCUUGUGCAAUAUUUUUCCCAGACUGGAUAUAUAAAACCUUGAAAAUAAAGAAAACAAUAUACACUGAGAUAGGAUUCUCAGUUAAAAUAUACUGUCAGUUCUUAUGAAUAACGUAGCCUUAAAAAAAAUAAUUUAAAAAAGAAGCCGGCUAGCUAACGUAGCUAGUUUACGUACACCGUGCUCAGACUUUGGCGGCAUCUAGCAACCAACUGAAUAACCGCCAUUUACAAGACUGCUGUGUGAGCCAAACAUGAAUGGGUUCUACAACAUUAAAUUGUAACGCAUAAAGACAUUGAUUUUUUCGAAAGCAAAGAAUUAUGGGUACAAGUUAAAAAUAUGUGACAGACCUCUGAACUGUGGCCUGUCAAACAAAGUGCAGCUUCUCUGCACUGACAACAAAUGCAGUGUCAGAGAUUUUUAAUUUAGCUCUUCUGUUUUUGCCAAGUGUCAAACUGUGACUGUAGACACUGUUUACCUGUGGACCUGCUCUUAAUGGAGACGACCAAUAGUUGACGACCUGUUUUUAGGGGUUAAAUAGUGUGAACACCUUUAUGAAGGACCAGAAAUGGACCUCUAAAAAUUCCAUUUUAGCCUGUUUUGCCGUUUUAAAUAGGAUGAGAACUAAAGUUGUUCAGCCUUGCCAUGCAUGCACAGUCACAAACUGUACCAAUCAUAUGUUUAUGAAUAUCUGAUGUGUGUUUUUGCAUUAGACGCACUAAAAACUUGGACCUGGAUGGAACAUAAAACAUGCAGGCAGGUUGUUCGAUUGAUGGAAGUCUAACUAGGCUUGAUCCAAACUCUUGUAUGUUUACUAUGUGCCAAGGAACGCAAGUGUUCAGUGAGCCAUGUUCAGCUAGCUCUCUUAACGUUUUCUGUUUGCAGACACAUGUGGCCAUUGUAGAUUUCCCAAUUCUUACUGCACGUUUGCCAAAACUAGCUGCACUUUGGCUCCACACUCAAGAGGAUAUGUUUGGUAGAAUUUAGAUGAGAUAGUCUGUAAACUAGUUUAGAGUUUUGUCUUUGAUUCUGCUGUCUUAAACCGAACCAACAUUUGUCUGCAGUAGGAUAUACAAGUCAUUUUACAAUGGCCACAGCUGUAGUACCAACUGAACUCUUGCACUGUUUAAAACUAACUAAGUUUGUAAAAAUAAACAACAAUAAAAGCCUAAGACCAGAGCAUGUAUUUAUUGUAUAGAAAGUCAACUAGAAUUGUGAUCUUUUCACGUAUGUACUCUGAAAUAUGAAGGAUGAUCAAAUGUAUGUAAAGUAGCUAUCAUUAUUCUAAUGUGACAUAUGUUGAAUAUACUUGUAACAAUAUUUUGUACAUAAAAUAUUUAUG
Molecule: messenger RNA, 7666 nt
Organism: Cottoperca gobio
Lineage: Eukaryota; Metazoa; Chordata; Actinopteri; Perciformes; Bovichtidae
Product: protein unc-13 homolog B-like
Exons: 37
Coding region: 463-5322 (1619 amino acids)
Biological process (GO): synaptic vesicle priming; synaptic transmission, glutamatergic; presynaptic dense core vesicle exocytosis
Cellular component (GO): terminal bouton; neuromuscular junction; plasma membrane
Molecular function (GO): diacylglycerol binding; phospholipid binding; syntaxin-1 binding
Source: RefSeq, a predicted model, not a curated record